Messenger RNA from Nannizzia gypsea CBS 118893, 588 nucleotides. RefSeq lists its product as hypothetical. Bases 1 to 588 code for a protein of 195 amino acids. The record is from RefSeq and is a predicted model, not a curated record. Lineage: Eukaryota; Fungi; Ascomycota; Eurotiomycetes; Onygenales; Arthrodermataceae. The transcript is spliced from 4 exons.
AUGAUACGUGCUCUGCUCAGUUACUGCGAGCCAAACCAGGACGUUCUGCCAUUCAAACGAGUGACUCUCGUGAGGUUAACGUACGAGCAGUGCCAUUCGGUUGACCCUUUUCUCCUGCAAUUUUUUACUUACCUUGAUAAGUUCCAGAAUUCUAGAGAUAACUCAGAUCUUCAACCAUCCUUUGACCGCGGAGUAACUCAAUUUGUGGGCUUCAGCCCUGAUUCUUCACCGACCCGGAAACAGGAGGCAAUGAGCGCCGUGAAUUCCUUUGCCGAGUACCUGUUCCGGAAUCUUUUCCUGCCAAUGAAAGCAUCGGGGUCUAAGACACCCCAAACAUCAGCUGCAAAUCUUUCCGGCCCCGCAGUUGAAAAUAUCGCUAUCAAACGAGAGGAAAGCGAUGUUGAACCAAAGGAUGAUGAUGGCCUCCCGCUGACUGGCCCACUUACACGAAUAGAGGUUGCUCACAUAAUGCCUCGUUCCAUAAUGUCAACGAAGGCUGGGGACAAUAAUCCGGAGUUGAGUGCCUCUAAGAAAAUUGCCCUUUCAAUUUUAAAUAUGUUUGAUCCUGGUGUGGUUCAUCUAAUCUAG